GUUCGCCUAUAUAACUUCUUCUUUGUAAGUAGCUAAACAAACCGAAGUGUUUUGUGUAUAUUUAUCUACAUUGAUUAAAAAGACCAAUGUACGUACGCUUAUAAUCAAGUAAACCAACAGAGGAGUAAUUCUGUGUCCUUGUGCUGUCUUCGGUGGGGUCACUGCUGGGUGACAGACCAGUUCCUGGGGUGAAUUGUUUCCAACUCUCUCAACAAUGACAUCACUGGGAAAUGGUGGAUCCUCUUCGACAGAAUACAUUGUCAGAGUCCCCAAAAACACCAGCAAGAAGUACAGCAUCAUGGCCUUUAACGCGGGGGACAAGGUCAACUGCUCCACUUGGACGCAGGCAAAGAUGGAGCGCGACAUGAGCAACCGCCGCAUGUUCGGGGGGGAGGACGAGGCGGCGGAGGGCGCCGCCGGCAGCGAGUUCGGGAAGAAGCAGAGGGAGGAGGCCCGCCGGAAGAAGUUCGGCAUCAUCACGCGGGAGUUCCGCGUGGAGGACCAGCCCUGGCUGCUGAAGGUCAAUGGGAAGGCGGGGAGAAGGUUCAAGGGGCAGAAGAAGGGCGGUGUGACGGAGAACGCCUCCUACUACAUCUUCACCCAGUGUCCGGACGGGGCGUUCGAGGCUUUUCCGGUCCACGGCUGGUACAACUUCACCCCGCAGGCCAAACACCGGACACUCACUGCGGAGGAGGCGGAGGAGGAGUGGGGCAGGAGGAAUAAAGUGGUCAAUCACUUCAGCAUCAUGCUGCAGCGGCGUCUGCGGGAACAGGAGCGAGGGGAUGAUGACGACGACGAGGUGGAGAAGGGGGGGAAGAAGAAGAAGAAGAAGAAGGGCGGCCGGGGCGGGGACCUGCGCAUACACGACCUGGAAGACGACCUGGAGCUGAGCAGCGACGACAGCGAGGAGAGCGAGGCAGAAGACGGGGAGAGUAAGCCGAAAGCCAAGAAGGAGCAGAAGAAGAAGGGAAAAGGCAAGAAGAAGAAGAGGAAGGGUGGCAGUGACAGCGAGGCCAUGGAGGACAGUGACGACGGGGACUUUGAGGGUCUGGAGGUGGACUACAUGUCUGACGAGAGCAGUUCAGAAGAAGAUGAACAGGAAAAGGUCAAACCCAAUAAAGGGGAGGAUGUUCCCAAAGGGAUCGACGAAGCCUCGGAGAGUGAGGAAGAGAGCGAGGAAGAGAAGCAGAAUGAGGAGGAGGGGAAGGAGGAGGAGGAAGAGGAUGGGAAGAAGACUCCCGUACAGCAGGAGAAGAAGAAGAGGAGAGACAGCAGCGAGGAGUCGGACAGCUCGGAGGACAGCGAUAUCGAGAAAGAGGCCAGCUCCGCGCUCUUCAUGGUGAAAAAACGCACCCCGCCGAAGCGGGGAGGCGGCAGGGGGUCGGGGGGUAGCUCCAGGACGGGCAGCCGUCCCGGGACCCCCUCCAUCGACAGCGCCUCCACCUCCAACACGCUCCGAGCUGCCGCCAGCAAGCUGGAGCUAGGUAAGCGGCAAGCGGUGGCUACCAACGUGGACACGCCCGCGUCCAAGAGGCUGAAGAUGGAGCCCAGUCCACAGAGCCCGUCAGGAAAGACCACCCCCCAGCCCACUUCUGGAAAAUCCACACCCAGCUCCAGUGACGUGCAGCUGACAGAAGAGGCGGUGCGGCGGUACCUCAUAAGGAAGCCCAUGACCACCAAGGACCUGCUGAAGAAGUUCCAAACCAAGAGGACGGGCCUGAGCAGCGAGCAGACGGUCAACGUGCUGGCCCAAAUCCUCAAGAGGCUCAACCCGGAGAGGAAGAGCAUCAACGACAAGAUGCACUUUUACCUGACGGAGUGAGGGCAUGGGGGGGGGGGGGCAGGCUGGCUGAGGAGGACCUUGGUCGGCCAUUUUGUGACCACAAAGGAGGAAGUGACGUCAUGCAUUUGAAACUGAAAGUCAAAGGAAGCGCGCGCGGGCAGUGGGAUUGUGGAGGGCACUGGCUGGGACUGAGGAGAAUUGUGGGAUUGUUAGAAAAUCAUCAGUGGUCGUUUGACCUAGUUGAUGAAGGCCAACGGUGUAACUUGUCAAGACUUUGUCUCUGCAUAAAAACACGGGUCUAAAUUAGAGGGACAGGUCUUUUUUUUUGUUCUUUUUCAGUGUGAAGUAUGAAGUGUUAUUGUAGUGCAUUUUACUUUCUGGUUGUAGAACACCAGCUGUAAUGGAGAGUGUUUAUCUCUUGUGCUUAUUUGUAAUAAAACAUUCCCUCAGUA
Conger conger (European conger) is the source of this 2235-nucleotide messenger RNA. RefSeq names its product general transcription factor IIF, polypeptide 1 (gene gtf2f1). The transcript has 14 exons. Gene Ontology annotation, molecular function: RNA polymerase II general transcription initiation factor activity; TFIIF-class transcription factor complex binding; DNA binding. The record is from RefSeq and is a predicted model, not a curated record. Gene Ontology annotation, biological process: positive regulation of transcription elongation by RNA polymerase II; transcription initiation at RNA polymerase II promoter. Lineage: Eukaryota; Metazoa; Chordata; Actinopteri; Anguilliformes; Congridae. The coding region runs from base 215 to 1822 and encodes 535 amino acids. Gene Ontology annotation, cellular component: nucleus; transcription factor TFIIF complex.